Messenger RNA from Cryptococcus amylolentus CBS 6039, 2410 nucleotides. RefSeq lists its product as hypothetical. The transcript has 10 exons. The record is from RefSeq and is a predicted model, not a curated record. Bases 125 to 1948 code for a protein of 607 amino acids. Lineage: Eukaryota; Fungi; Basidiomycota; Tremellomycetes; Tremellales; Cryptococcaceae.
GCGAUCUUUUCCAAGGGCUGCCAGACCGAACGACGCAUGCGAUGGGCUCCAAUGUCUGAUACCUUUCGUUCUUGCCAUCAAUCACAUACAAUCUUUCACUUAUUUCUCUCUACGCACUGCCACCAUGCGUCUACAGCACUCAUUUGUUGCUCUAGGUCUCCUCUGCAGCAGCUCUGCAGCACCUCCUCUCUAUGCGCGACAGAACGAAACGACAUCCAAUGCUACAUCAGUCGCCGCAGCCCCUACAGCAACCAUCUAUCCCGAUACAUCCCAGGGUCAGCCCAUAGAGAUAGUAGGCACCACAAAUCCGAAUUUCAAGACCGAUGCCUACCUCGGGAUACCCUUUGCGAAGCCUCCUAUUGAUGAUCUCCGAUUUGCCCCGCCCGAGGCAUACACAUACAACACUAGCUCCUACACCGUCCAGACCUCGCCGGCGGCAUGUAUGCAAGACCUCAGCUCCGGGACAUUCUCCUACGACACCGAGAUCUCCGAAGACUGUCUGUUUCUCAACGUCUUUACUCCUGCUGGUGUCAACAUCACCGAUGAACAGUAUCCUGUCAUGGUAUGGGUUUAUGGAGGAUCCUUCACUUCCGGGGCUGUAACUCCCUAUAACGCUUCUCUUCUCAUCGCAUACGGGCAGGAAAUCGAUCGACCGAUCGUUCACGUUGCCCUCAACUAUCGCCUUGGCGCAUUUGGAUGGGGUGUCGGAUCUGGCUUCGCAGAGAACAACGCCACCAACCUCGGUCUCCGCGACAUCAAGUUGGCUCUCAGCUGGGUUCAAGAGAAUAUUUGGGCCUUUGGGGGCGACCCAAAAACGGUUACUGUAUUUGGCGAGUCUGCCGGCGCUAUAGCAACUUCACUGCUAUUCCUCGAUCCCGAGACCGAGCUUUUCAGUCAAGCAAUCAUGGAAAGUGGUGCCCCCUCGACCUCGCCGAUUGGCCCUGAAGCCAGUACUUGGGAAGGCGCCUACGAAGCCUUGUUGUUGGCUUCAAACUGCUCCAGCAAUUCUACCAUCUCUCCCAGCAUAACGACAUCUGCCAACGGGACUAGCUUGUAUGCGACUGGCUCGUCAUCCCCCUUCGACUGUCUCCGAGCCCUUCCGGCCGGAGAUAUCCUUGCCGCACAGAUCCUUGUCAAGAACAUGACGGUGUUCCAGACAGGCUUCAUUUAUGGCCCGACGAUAGAUGGCGAUCUCAUUCCUGAUUCUCCUCAUUCCCUCAUCGGGCAAGGCAAGGUCGCAAACAAACCGUUCAUCACCGGUAACAACAAAGACGAAGGUACACUCUUUGUACCAUCUACGAUUUCCGACACUACCCAAGGACUUCUGCUUCUCAACUUGUUGGAGCCUAUCGGCCUCAGUAAUGAGACUUUCGCAAAACUCUUGCGCUAUUAUCCAAAUGACACUACGUUGGGCUCACCGUUUGAUACUGGAAACGAAACCUUUGGUCUUGACCCCUCUUACAAGCAGUUCGCUGCCAUCCUCGGCGAUGCCCAAUUCCAAGCUCAGCGCCGAUACUUUUUGAGGCAGGCAAAUCAAAACGGCAAUGCCAAGACAUGGACCUACCAGUUUGAACAGCCUACACCCGGAAGCCCUGGGUAUCUUGGUGUGUACCACGCUAGCGAGAUCCCAUUUGUCUACGGUGCGGCAAGGCCAGGGAUCGGGCUGGCAGGUUUCUCCAUGAAUUACACCGAAGCCGACAGUAUACUUUCUAACAGUAUAAUGGAGUACUGGCUCAACUUCGCUCAUUACGCUGACCCCAACGGCCCUGACGGCACUUCGUCCUCCAACGCUACUUACUGGCCCGCCCACAACAUUGACGAUAAGCAAAUCCUCCGUCUUGUUGCGAACAACGUGACCGUGUUCACGGACGAUUAUCGGGAGGAGGCGAUGUCGUACUUUGUGAACAACCCUACUGUGUUCAACCAAAGGCGAUCCUUUGAUUUCUGAUGUCGACUAAUUAGCUAUGAGAAUGCGUUGAUGAUCUUGAUCUUGCAGGAACAUCAGCGUUGAUUGAAAGUUCGUAUAUUCGCUUGGUCUUGUCAUCACACUCAUCUUCAAGUCGGUCAAGUUUGAUAACAUCUUCUUUUCGAUUUGUACGAGUACUUGCACUUACAGUAUGAUGUUCGAAAACUGCAUUAUAACUGGAUGUCCGCAAGAAUGUUUUGAUCUUUCUCGAUUACUUUCAUCUCAAUGCAGGGUUGUAUUCAUCCAGCCAAAGAUCAUUUCUAUCUAUCUCGAUUAUUUCUAUCUUGCUCUUGGAUGCUAUUGAUCGAGGCGAGAUUUGUGUGCCCGGUUGGUGAUCUUGGUUGUGUGUGUUCAGCUGUUUCGGAGAGAUCUUUGUACUGUAGCCAUAAGAGAGUAGAAUUGAGCCUAGAUCAAGAUUAUGCCAUAUGCAACAUUUGAUCCAGA